Labrus bergylta (ballan wrasse) is the source of this 2253-nucleotide messenger RNA. The record is from RefSeq and is a predicted model, not a curated record. NCBI's taxonomy places the organism in Eukaryota, Metazoa, Chordata, Actinopteri, Labriformes, Labridae.
UAAAAAUAAGCUCCAAUGUGAGUUUGGGCUCUUAUUUCCCCCGACACUUUUUAAUUAAAAUUGUAUUCUUUAAAAACCUUUUAAAGACACAAACAAAAAAAACAUUUAAUAUCAGUUUUGCACUGCGUAGCUUCAGUACUUUUCAAAUUCCAUGUGGGACUCAAUAGCUUUAAAUCCUUUUGUCCAAAGAUUUUUAGCAUAUCUUGCAAGUCGCUGCUGUCUGUGCCAGUCACCGCUACGACCAUGGUGCACGUAAAUUAAACGGCUGCAAGGCAGAUCUAUUCUCGUCAUAGCAUAACGUUUAAACUACAACACUUAAAACGUUUUGAUCCACUAAUGAAGAAGUACAAUGAUUGACUACAAAUUUUAGUUUUGCAUUUGGCUCUGACAUUUGUUGUGCUUUUCUCUGAGCUGUUUAAAAAAUCAUUUUAAAGGAACGUUUAGUGAGAGGACUUUUGCAGAAGUCUCAGUUGGUUUUAACUCGGUGUAUCUUAAAAAACAUGCCAACAAGUGUUUCUACAUUUUGUAGCGUCUGUUUUCACGGUCACCAUCCAAGUCAAAGCGGAAUAUUAAGUGUCUGCGAUCGAGAAAAAAAAACUAUACAAAUUAAAAAUUACACUCUAAAUGCAAGAGCUGUGUGACAUUGUUUAAGCUGCAAAUGUCGAUGAAUAAAAGUCUUAUCUAAAUAUAUUGCCACAAGGACAAUCUCAGCCCUGAGAGUUAUGAAGACGUGAUGUACUCACUGACCAAUGUUUAAUCUCUGUAUUUAGAAUUUAUCGUUAAAAACAGCUCUAUAUAAUAAUAAUAAUAAUAAUAAUAAUAACCUAAAUUUGUGGUGCACUCUUCAAAAUCGAGUUACAAAGUUCUCUUCAAGGUCAGCAAUAAAACAAAUUUAAAAACGGGCAUGUUGUAGAAUAAAGGUCCCGACACACCAAGGAGAUCGUCGCCCUAGUCUUUGCUGUGUGUCCGGCUCCUUCGCUACCCAUCGGCCUUUUUUCGGGCCGAUCCAAAAUGUUGAAUGUUGUUGGCCGGCGUGAUUGGUGAGAGGAAUCUCUCCGAUCGGCUGCUCAGCUAAGCGAAUCGGUGCACGAGAAGAAAAACGGAAGUGAUGAAAGCAACUAAACGACUUCAGUCGAGAGGGCACACUACCAUGGAUGUAAUAAGAAGGCGCACACAUGGACCGCUUAUCUCACAUGUGUCAUCAUCUCAUCUGAUCACAAUAUUUUAUUAGAACAACACGGCGUUCUGGACGGUAGAAACAGAAGAACAGCUGAUCGCAAUGAUCCAGGAGAGGCCAUCUCUGUACGACAUCACAGAGAAACGUUAUGCCAACCGAGAGGUUAAAACGGCACUGUGGCUCGAGAUCGUAAAUAAAAUGAUUAUAUCAGAGAAAGAGCUCAAGAAGAGGUGGGAUUCUCUGAGAACCCAGUACGCCCGCUACAAGCGACUUGCUCCACCUGGAGGCUCUGGAGCCCAGAAGAGUAGCAGGCAGCAGUGGAUCUUGAACCGGCUGCAGUUUUUGGAGCCACACACAAAGAGGAGGAAGACCCGUUCAAAUCGUGCUAUCAGGAAACUGGCUGACUCUGACUCGCCCUCUGAUGGCACCAGCAGCGAGGCCGGAACCAGGUCCCCUCUAGAGGAGUCCAGCACCUCUCUGAAGGAGCCCAACGUCUGUGAGGCUACAACAGGGACAUGCACUCGUCUGGCAGAGUCCACCAUCUGUGGAGAGGACUCUCGAUCUGAGCCGUUGCCAACCACCUCUAGGUCGGUAACUCCCAGGCCUCGGGCGAAGAGAAGCAGAAGGAUGCUCGACAAGUCUGCCAGUGAGGAGUCGGCUUACUUACUCCGGACAAUCAGAAAAAGCCUGGAGGGUCUAGCUUCUGAGAAAGACACAGAUGACAUUGCUAUGUAUUGCAAGAACUUAGAGAAAAGAUUGCGGAAGUUGCCUCCACAUGUGCGGCCAUAUUUACAGCAUGAGGUGGACAACUGCCUGUCUAAAUAUUUAGCAUACCAGAGCCAGUUAACUCAGUUGUAAAAGAUUGAUAUUCUUUUAUUGUAUGUCUUUAAUUGUACAUAUUUUAUUGUAUUUAUUGUAUGCUGCUUUAUGACUUUGUUAUAUUGACAUAAAACGCUUUGACUUUAAUAAAGAGAAUUGCACAUCUUUGGCAAUAUAGAAAGAUAGAUUUACUUUAUUGAUCCCAAACUGGGAAAUUGUGGUGUUACAGAAGCAGGCUAUCAGAGCCAAUAAAACAA